AGGAUUGUUUUACAAAAGUCAUUGUGUUCUGAUGGCUUGGCAGGCUACUGUAAACACCCGGAGAUGGAAGUAGGAAAUCGGAGCCAGGAGCCGUGGCUAUCGGCCUAACAGAGCCGUUCCUUUCUUCCUGGUCAUUUCCCUUCCUGAGUGUCUGUAGGAACCACCCACUUGGGUGGUUCUCAGGUUUUUAGGUCAAACACAAACCCUGGGUAAUGCCUGAAAAAGCCAAACAAGCGGUGACAGUCUGCGCAGGCUGGAUGACUCGGAGCCACUGCUGUCUGCGGAGCCCAAGCUUGGGUGACGGUCGCUCCUCCGUCAUCUCUGCAGCCAGGAGAGCAGUAACCCUGCUAGGUCUCUGUUGCAGCUUACGGUCUUCUGGAGGGCAGCGGGCUCCUCACGCGGUUCCACCAUGGAUGAGACGCAGGAGCCUCUCCCCAUGACUAUCCACCUCCUCGCCGACUCUGGCCACGGCCUGCUCCUGCAGCAGGCUCUGGACCGGCUCCUGGAUUGCAUCUGCCCAGAGAUGCGCCUCUUUCUGGUGUCUGAGCGGGUUAGACCGGUGAAAUACCAUGAACAGUGCCCGCCUCGGCGUUCCCGGUUCCCGGGGAUGUCCGUUUUGCUGUUCCUGCAUGAAAGCCUGGGAGGGGAGCGGCUGCUCCGCAUCCUGGAGUCCCUGCAGCAGCCGCCCUGGCAGUGCUACCCGCCCCAGGAUGCCCAGGGGAGGCUGUUUCCCUACCUCCUUGCCAGCCAGAACUUCUACAGCCUGGACAGCCAGAUGCCCGUCUGGGGCGUGAGGCAGGUGCACUGUGGCGCUGAGCUCCUCAGGGUGACGCUCUUCUGCAGCUUCGACAACUACGAGGAUGCCAUCAGACUCUACGAGAUGAUCCUGGAGAGGGAAGCCUCUCUGCAGAAGAGCAACUUCUGUUUCUUUGUGCUCUACGCCACCGGGAACUUCUCCCUGCAGCUCUCCCUGAAGCAGCUGCCCCUGGGGACGGCAGUGGACCCCAAAGAGUCUUCCGUGCUGCAGUUCAAGGUUCGAGAGAUCGGCCAGCUGGUGGCUCUUCUCCCCAAUCCCUGUGUCCCUAUCAGUAGCAGCCGGUGGCAGACCCAGGACUACGAUGGCAACACGAUCCUGCUGCAGGUCCAGUCGAACCCAGGCCUUGGUCCUAGGCACGGCGAGCUCCCUUCUGUGAGUGGCAUCGUGGGAGCCGACGCACCCCAUCAGGGCCCCAGGCUGACUUCUGUUUCUGCGCAGAGAACCCUGGAGCCCAGGAGCUGGAGAAGCCGGCCCAGGAAGUUCAAGGCGCGCUCUCUGGAGCUUCCUCAGCCCAGUGGGAUGUCAGAGGCCAGCUUUAGUGGUGCCCUCUGGAGAAGCCCUGGCCGGUCUGCCCAGGCCAGCAGCUCAGCCACGGGCACCCAGCAGCAUCUGCCUUCUCCCUGCCUCGAACUCGGGCCCACAAUGAAGCUCCUCAAGGAAAACAGCUUUCAGAAGCUUGAGGCUGAGAUGGAUGUGGACACAGGGUUCACCGUCCUCAAUCCAGAGCCCAGACCAUCUAUUUGGAGCAGAUUUCCAAAGGACUUACAGGUCAGCCAACCGCCUAGUUUGCCAGGCACUUCCUUCGAGGCGACCACCACCACAACCGAAAGAGUGGUGAGGGAACACAUUCACCCUUUGUUACUUGCUGGCCAAAGGGAACUUGGUCCGAGGAAGACGAUCUCAAGAUGUCCCCUUCACCUGGCAGUCCAGGGUGAAGAAAAAGAAGAGGAAUUCUUUAUAUAGUACAAAAAAAGUGUUUUCUGAAGCAUAAGAUCAAAUAGAAUGUUAUAGAAAUGAGGCAUUGACCCUGAAGCAUCUUGUGUUUUAUCCUUGCUGAGGGAUCUGAAAGCUGCUCUGCAUAGAUCUGCAUUGCUUUCAUUUCAGAUGUUCAAAGGGAAAAGGUGCCACAGCGAUUAUUUAUUUGCUGUCCCCACCCAAAAGAACACAACCAAGCCCAGGGAGAAAGCCCAGCACCUUGUUCCUGGGAGAUGCACUAACCCAGCUGGAUGCCUCAAGCUCAGCAGGGAUGAGGAUAAUUGCAUGGCAUGCAAAUGAAUGGGAAGUGUUACCCACUGCUGAUUAGUGUAUGCAAUUUAGUUUUAAUUUUCACUUGGUUUGCAUAGCUCAUCCCCCUGGAUAGCCUGGACUAUUUAAUCUUAAGUGCUUUUAAAUUUUUAUGUGACCUCUUUUGUAACUAGGCCCUGUUCACCACAUAUCCUCUUGUGAUUCUGCCUUUAAAGUUUGCAGCUGGAAGCAGUGAAAAUGCAGUGUUUUGAAUGUGGUAAAGAAUUUAUUUUACUCCUAUUUAAUGAGAGGAACACUGGGAGCUAGAAAACUGGGUUAAGAACGAAUAGUAGAAUCCAAGGGUUUCCUGCUCUUUGGUUUCUUGUUUCUGCUCCACAGUGAAGAGGCCAGUGGUUCUUCCUAUACAUCAAGGAAGGCUUUGGAUGAUUGGGAAUUGAGAUCCCACUGAACACAGCAGGAAGAUUGGAUUGGCAGGGCCCCUGGAGCAGGAAUUCCCAAUGUCCUCUCAAGUAGUCAUCAUUCAUCAUUUACAUGUUCACUCAGCGAAUAAUUAGCCAACACCUACAUUUGAAUAAAACAUCGUGCAUGUAGUCCACAUACAUUCUAUGGCCAUCAACCCAAAAGAUGUUUAUGGUUUGUAACAAUGUUGCAUCGACUCUUAUCAACUCCUAAAAAGAUGUCGAAACCCAAAUUCAUUCCUUUAAGAACUUCUUUCACAACCAAUAUCUGCGUUUGCCACUGAGGAUGUGAUAAGCCUUUACAACCUACAGGUGAAGACUGGGCAAAUUACAAAUUGCAAUUGUAAUAGUAAAGGAUAAAUUCUCAGCUGCCCACACACUGAAUUUUUUUUUUCUGCUUAGGCCUAUAUGUAGGUUUAAAAAUUUUUUUUUGGUACCGAGGAUCAAACUCCGGUCCUUGCGCUUGCCGCAGCAGGCGGCGAAACCACUGAGCUAAAUCCCCAGCCCGGUUUAAAAAUUUUUUGAGACUGUAUAUUUCAGUUAACUUAUAAGGUUAUUUGAUUCAAUGAACUUCAUUUUCCAGGACAGCAGGACAGAUACUAUGGAGAGAUAUAAAUGCUGAUUUAGCUGAAUUUUUGUUUUUUUGUGAUGUUGGCGAGGAAAUCAUUCUAGGCAAGUGCUCUACCACUGAGCUGGAUCUUUCAAAGCCCUAGAUACUUGCUACACCCAAUGGAGAGAGCACUAAGAUGAGGCCUAAACACAGACCUUGUGGAAGCAAGCAUAGCAGGGCUUGUGUGCUCUGCCCAGAAAAUGGAGAGACGUGAAGAGAGCUACAAAUGCACAAAAAUGAGACUCCUAAAUUGAUUUUUUGUGUGUCCUUAAAACAUCACUAUAUUCUCAUUCCCAUUUUAUGUCUCUCUCCCAGGUUAAAUUUUGAUCUUAAAAAAGCAGAGUGAAGACCUUCAUUGCAGCAGGGAUUUCUAUAACAAGAGCUUUUAGAAAAGUUUUAUUUCACUCAGUUACUGAGCUACCUUGAAAAGCACAGCAGGGAGAAGUUUUAAAAUUUCCUUCCAACUUUUUUUGACAUUAUCUAAAUUUCUUUAACAUAAUAUGUGGGUAAGAAUAUAAAUACAUGCGAUCAUAAAGAAUAUUUAGAAAUUCAAAAGAAUACCUCAUGAGAUAAGCUCGUAAAAUAAUGUACUCCUAAGAUGUCACCUAUGGUAACUUACUCAGAGUGAGUCUAAUUUACAACAUGAUGGCAUGGAAAUGCCACUUGAUGGGUGACGGAGGCCCAGAUUUUAAAUGUCCUAUUUAUGUGAUCUUGAAUGUCAGGCUCUGUGACCCUCUUUUGCCUUAUCUAUUGUAAUGAAGGUUGUUUGAAGAAUCAAGAUGAUGUAUACGAAAGCAUUCAGAUAUUAAUUAUUAAGCACUAUAGAUGCGGAAGAUUUUUUUAUUAUUGUAUUUUAAUUUAUAUUAUAUUGUAUUAUUAAUACAAAUGAGUUUAAAAAUGUCAUGAGAAUUCCAUUUUUUAUGAAAUUUUAAUAAAA
Molecule: messenger RNA, 4067 nt
Organism: Heterocephalus glaber (naked mole-rat)
Lineage: Eukaryota; Metazoa; Chordata; Mammalia; Rodentia; Bathyergidae
Source: RefSeq, a predicted model, not a curated record